AUGCUCGGGCCCCAGCUGCUCUUGCUGCUGUCCUGCGGAGGACCCCUGCUCGGCGCCGGUCUGGAAGCCACCUCCUUCCCCAGCCAGGACCCCGGGAACCGAAGGACCCUCUACAGACAGGUGAGGGCCCGGCACCCACUGGCUUCCCGGACUGCCCGGGCCCGGAGCCCCGACAAGGGCUGGUGCUCCACGUGGGGAGCCGGCCACUUCUCCACCUUCGACCACCGCGCAUACGACUUCUCGGGGAUGUGCAACUAUGUCCUCGCUGCCACCUGCCGGGACGCCUCGCCCUCCUUCAGCGUCCAGCUGCGGCGGGGGCAGGACGGGAGCAUCGCCCGCAUCAUCGUGGAGCUGGGGUCCUCUGUCGUCACAGUCAGCGAGGGGACCGUCUCCGUCAAGGACGUCGGCGUGGUCAGCCUGCCCUACACCCGCAACGGACUCCAGAUCACACCGUACGGCCACAGUGUACAACUGGUGGCCAAGCAGCUGGAGCUGGAGCUGGUGGUCACAUGGGGCCCAGAACACCACCUCAUGGUCCUGGUGGAGAGGAAGUACAUGGGCCGGAUGUGUGGGCUGUGUGGGAACUUCGACGGGAAAGCAGACAACGAGUUUCUGAGCGAGGACGGCAAGCUCCUGGAGCCCCACAAGUAUGCCACACUCCAGAAGCUGGAUGACCCCAACGAGAUCUGUUCCCACGAGGCCAUCCCGAGGGUCCCCAUCCUGCAGACCACACACGCCAGGACCUGUGCCCAGCUGCUAGACCUGGUGUCCCCUGAGUGCAACGUGCCCAAGGAGCCACUCAUGCUGAGCUGCCAGGCGGACAUGGCCGCGUGCGCCCGGCCAGGCCAGCGGAACUGCAGCUGUGCCACGCUGUCUGAGUACGCGCGCCGGUGCCGCAUGGAGGGUCAGCCCGUCCGCCGCUGGCGGAGCCCCGGCUUCUGCUCUGGGGGCCAGUGCCCAGCCAACCAGAUAUACCAAGAGUGUGGCACACCCUGCCUACGGACCUGCUCCAACCCACAGCACAGCUGCUCCAGCACCUGCACCUCCGGCUGCUUCUGCCCCGACGGCAUGGUGCUGAAUGACCUCACCACAAACCGCACCUGCGUGCCCGUGAGCCAGUGCCCCUGCACGCUCGGUGGGGCACCGUACAGACCGGGACAGAUCACCAGAGCGGCCUGCCAAACCUGCCAGUGCUCCGCGGGGGCGUGGACGUGCACCGAGAGGCCCUGCCCUGGCCACUGCGCCCUGGAGGGCGGCUCCUUCGUCACCACAUUUGACGCCAGGCCCUACCGCUUCCACGGGACCUGCACCUACAUCCUUCUUCGGCCCCAGCUUCCCGAUGAGGGCACCGUCCUGGCUGUGUACGAGAAGUCGGGCUAUUCACACUCCGAGACCUCCCUGGCAGCCAUCGUCUACCUGUCCAGGCAGGACAAAAUCGUGAUCUCUGAGGAUGAAAUCAUCACAAACCACGGCGACACCAAGUGGCUGCCAUACAAGACUCACAACAUCACCAUCUUCAGGCAGAUCACCCACCUCCAGAUGGCCACCACCUUCGGGCUGGAGCUUGAUCAGCUGCGGCCGGUCUUCCAGGUGUACAUCACUGUCAGCCCUCAAUUCAGAGGCCAGACCCAAGGUCUCUGCGGCAACUUCAACGGGGACACCACCGACGAGCUGACGACCAGUGCGGGCCUGGAUGAGGGCACGGCCUCGCUCUUCGUGGACUCCUGGCGAGCGGGGAACUGCCCGACGGCCCUGGAGCGCGAGACGGACCCCUGUUCCAUGAGCCAGCUCAACAAGGUGUGCGCAGAGACCCACUGCUCUGUGCUGCAGAGGAAGGGGAGCGUGUUCGAGAAAUGCCACGCGGUGGUGAACCCACCCUUCUACAAGAGGUGCGUGUACCAGGCCUGCAACUACGAGGACUUCCCCCACAUCUGUGCCGCCCUGGGCGCCUACGCCCAGGCCUGUUCCUCCCGCGGCGUCCCGCUGUGGGGCUGGAGAGACAGCGUGAACAACUGCACUGUCCCUUGCUCUGGGAACCGCACCUUCAGCUACAACAGCACCGCCUGUGGCCGCACCUUGUCGCUGUCUGACCCCACGGCCGAAUGCCACGCCAGCUCCGUGUCCGUGGAUGGCUGCAACUGCCCCGAGGGCACCUACCUGAACCACAAGGCCGAGUGCGUGGGCAGGGCCCAGUGCCCCUGCCUGUUGGACGGCUCCACGCUCGUCCUGGCCGGCCAGUCGGCCGUCGUCCAAGGGGCCCUCUGCCGCUGCGUCAACGGACGGCUGAGCUGUCCGCGGCAGCAGGAGGUGUUCUUGGCGUCCUGCGUGGCCCCCAAGACAUUCCAGUCCUGCAGCCAGUCCUCGGAGGACAAGUUUGGGGCAGCAUGCGCCCCCACGUGUCAGAUGCUGGCCACGGGCAGUGCCUGUGUGCCAACCAAGUGUGAGCCCGCUGCGCUGUGCCCAGGGCUCUAUGAGAACCCCCAGGGGCAGUGUUGUGACCCCGGAGGAGUGCCAUGUGAAUUCGCAGGGGCCUCCUACCCCGGGGGUGCCGAGCUCCACACCGACUGCAAGACCUGCACCUGCUCACGGGGGAAGUGGGCCUGUCAGCAAAAUGCCCACUGCUCGGCCACCUGCACCCUCUACGGCGAGGGCCACAUAAUCACCUUCGAUGGGCAGCGCUUCGUGUUUGAUGGCAACUGCGAGUACAUCCUGACCACAGACGGCUGCGGUGCCAACAGCUCACGGCCCACCCUCAAGAUCCUGACAGAAAACGUCAUCUGCGGAAACUCGGGCGUCACCUGCUCUCGCGCCAUCAAGAUCUCCCUGGGCGUGAGCACGGGGGACCCCGAGGGCUUGUCCAUCACGAUGGCGGACAGGAAUUACACGGUCAGUGGACGGGAACCCUCUGCGCACCUCCAAGUGAAGCCCAGCAACCUGAACCUCAUUCUGGACCUGGGGAUCCCCGGGAGGUUCAACCUGACACUCAUAUGGAACAAGCACAUGAGCGUCUCCAUCAAGAUGCAUCGCGUCUCCCAGGACCCACUCUGUGGCUUGUGUGGCAACUACAAUGGGAAUAUGAAGGACGACUUUGAGACACGCACCCAGUACGUGGCAUCUAGUGAGCUGGAGUUCGUGAACUCAUGGAAGGAGAGCCCUCUGUGCGGAGACGCAAGCUAUGUGGUGGACCCUUGCAGCGUCAACACCUUCCGCCGCUCCUGGGCCGAGCGCAAGUGCAGCAUCAUCAACAGCCAGAGCUUUGCUGCCUGCCACAGCAAGGUGUACCAUCUGCCCUACUACGAGGCCUGCGUGCGGGACACGUGCGGGUGCGACAUGGGUGGCGACUGCGAGUGUCUGUGCGAUGCGGCCGCCUACGCCAAGGCCUGCCUAGACAAGGGCGUGUGCGUGGACUGGAGGACUCCAAGCUUCUGCCCCAUCUACUGUGACUUCUACAAUACACACAAGCAUGUCGGCAACAACGAGUACCAGUACACACCGACGGCCAACUGCACGUGGCACUACCCCUGCCUAUGCCCCGGCCGCCUGGAGAGCUUCCCGGACACCAACAUCGAAGGCUGCUACAACUGCUCCCAGGACGAGUACUUCGACCACCAGGAAGUCUGUGUGCCUUGCGCACUGCCCACCACACCACCGACCACCACAGACUCAUCGCCAACCACCACGGCAGUAUCUGCACCGGCAACAUCACCUGUGAUCCCGACGGAGACAUCAAGGUCAACAGCCACGGGACUCACCGUGACCUGGGCCACCACGGAGCCCACGGCAUCCUCCCCGAGCCCGGCCACCAAGUCCACAGCUCAGUUCACAGCACGCACCACGGAGGCAACACCGACCUCAGCAAUGCCUGGCAUGUCUCCUAGCCGAGCCAUCUCUGUCUACUGCGACUACUGCCAGUACACCCAACCACUCCAGUACCAGAAGUGCAACCCCAGAGACACUCAGCACCUCAGCCACACAGAGCAUGGCCCACACCUCCUUCACCACACACUCCCCACCCACCGCCUCCGUGUCCACCACUGCACACACCACAAGUCCUCCAACAGGAACUCCUCUGCAGACCACCAGCACCAACCCCACCCCAGCCAGUCCCCAGCCAUCGCUUCCCUCUCUCUUUCCAACAUCAUCCCCCUCUUCCUCGUCCUCCUCCUCCUCUUCCUCCUCCUCGUCUUGGAUACCUACCUCUCACACAACCACCCCACCAAGCAGCCCUCACCUAGUCUCUACCACUUCCACCCCAGGGUCCACUGGCACCAUACUGCCAACCACCACCAUCGACAACACAGCCCCACCACAGACUUCCAGCACCACAGCCACACCAGCCCACAGCUCACCCAGCACAGACACAACCUCUCCUGCCCUCAGCUCCCUCCCUCCCUCCACACCACACCAUCCACCUCUGUCCACUGGGACCACUGUCACCACACCCAACCAUUCCAGUACCAGGAGUGCAACCCCAGAGACACUCAGCACCUCAGCCACACAGAGCUCGGCCCACACCUCCUUCACCACACACUCCACAUCCACCUUUGCUGUCUCCACCACUCCACGUACCACAAGUACACCCACAACCACUUCCAUCAAGACCACCAGAUCCUUCCCAAGCCCAUCCACCUCUUCUGUGACAUCAACUUCUCAUACCGCCAUCUCAACAAGCAGCCCACAUGGGCCAUCUCUGUCUACUGCGACUACUGCCAGUACACCCAACCACUCCAGUACCAGAAGUGCAACCCCAGAGACACUCAGCACCUCAGCCACACAGAGCACGGCCCACACCUCCUUCACCACACACUCCCCACCCACCGCCUCCGUGUCCACCACUGCACACGCCACAGGUCCCCCCACAGGAACUCCCUCGCAGACCUCAAGCACCCUCCCCACCCCAGCCAGUCCCCAGUCCUCUCUGAUACCAACAUCCCCCGCCUCCUCCCCCUCCUGGACUGCAUCUUCUCAUUCCGCCGCCACCCCCAGCGUUUCUCACACGGUCUCUGCCGUCUCCACAUCCGGGCCCACUGGCACCGUCCUUCCCAGCAGCACACGGUCGGGCACAGGGCCCACACGCUCGGCUCCCCCUCCGACGUCCAGAACCUCAGCCACCUCCCUGGCGCACAGCCUGUUCAGCACAGACAGCACUUCUACACCCACACCGAGCCCCCUUUCCUCGGCUGGCAGCUCCGGUCUCAGCCCCUCUUCAUCUCCCCCGACAACUCUGCACCCAUAUCCAAGCCCGUUAACCACCUCUCUUUCUCCUGGGAGUUUCCCACAUUCUUCUACAUCUGGGCCCAGACCACCAUCCUUUUCUCUUCCGGCGCUCACUGCUACCUUCCUUCCUCCCUCCAUCUCCUCUCCUGCCUCUUCCGUAUCAUCUACUUCACAGUACACCCCAACAACCCCCACAGUGUCUCGUUCCUCAGUUUUUCCAGGGCCCUCCACUUUACCACCUCUUCCAUCCGCCUCUACCGUUUUGUCUCCUACAGCUGCCUCCACUGCGGUUAA
Messenger RNA from Perognathus longimembris pacificus (Pacific pocket mouse), 5511 nucleotides. RefSeq names its product mucin-6-like. Gene Ontology annotation, molecular function: protein binding. Lineage: Eukaryota; Metazoa; Chordata; Mammalia; Rodentia; Heteromyidae. The record is from RefSeq and is a predicted model, not a curated record. Gene Ontology annotation, cellular component: extracellular matrix.